This is a messenger RNA of Penicillium pulvis, 1845 nucleotides long. Its product is annotated as GMC family oxidoreductase. Gene Ontology annotation, molecular function: oxidoreductase activity, acting on CH-OH group of donors; flavin adenine dinucleotide binding. The transcript is spliced from 2 exons. Lineage: Eukaryota; Fungi; Ascomycota; Eurotiomycetes; Eurotiales; Aspergillaceae. Bases 1 to 1845 code for a protein of 614 amino acids. The record is from RefSeq and is a predicted model, not a curated record.
AUGGCAUCAUUUGAUACCGAAUCCUCUGCAGGACUUCAAGAUGCUGCUUUUGACUUUAUCAUCGUCGGCGGCGGCACUGCUGGUCUAGUCGUCGCCAAUCGGCUAUCAGAAAACCCUAAUGUUCGCGUUCUGGUGCUUGAAGCAGGAACGAAUCGCAUUGGCGAUCCUCGAAUCACUGUUCCGGGUUUGGGACCUGCGACGUUCGAAGACCCAGACUUUGAUUGGAACUUUCGUUCCGUCCCUCAGGAACAACUCAAUGGUCGCAAGCUCAUUGGAAGCAAGGGCCGUACUCUUGGUGGAUCCUCCGCUAUCAACCUAGGCAUGGUCAUCUACCCAUCGCGCACCGGAUUGGACGCAUGGGAGUCGCUAGGAAAUCCCGGCUGGGGCUGGGACGGACUUUCUCCGUACAUUCGCAAGUUCCAAAAGACCACACCCCCAUCUGAGGGAGCAAGAGAGUUCUUCCCGGAGAUGAAGUAUGAUCAGAAGUAUCAAGGCAGCGAGGGUCCUGUACAGGUGUCCUACGCGGACCAGUGGAUGCCAUUCCACUCUGCGUGGAUGGGAAGCUUCAAGGAAUUGGGUUACCCCCAGCUCGAAGAUCCGGUCGCUGGAGCUGGUACUGGUCCCUUUGUUAGCCCCGGUGCGGUGGACCCGGUCACACACACUAGAAGCCAUUCUGCGGCCGCAUAUCUGGGACCCGAUGUGCAAGCUCGGGCAAACCUAAGGAUUGUCACUGGUGCCCUCGUAGAAAAGGUCUUGCUGGAAAAUGGAAAUGAAGGCUUCGUUGCGACUGGCGUCCGAUUCAGUAAGGACCUGGAGACAUUCACCAUAACAGCAAAUAAGGAAGUCAUCCUUGCUGCUGGCACAACCCAAAGUUCUCAGAUCCUAGAGCUAUCUGGUGUUGGAGAUACGAAGAUUCUUCAACCUCAUGGGAUCACAACUCUUAUCGACAACCCAAGCGUCGGAGAAAACCUCCAAGACCAUGGAAUUGUCUCAUUUGGAUACGAAGUGGCAGACGGUAUGCCAUCCGGUGACAUGGCUAGGGAUCCUGCAGUGGCAGCAGCCGCAAUGGCCGCAUAUCAAAAGGACGGUUCAGGCCCAUUGGGCUGUGUUCCGUUCGUGUCGGCCUUUAUGCCAUGUCUAGACUUCCCCCAAGAUGAGCGAACCCAUUUACUGCAAAAGAUUCAAUCCUGCAUUGAUGAUCCCAACACCUCGCGAGCACACAAGAAGCAAUUCGAGACAAUCCAUCAGAUCAUGCAAAACCCGGAUGACCCGACUGUGCAGUAUACCAUGGCCCCUUUCCAACUCCUACCAAGGGAAGGAGAUAGCCCCAAGCGUGUUUUCGGAAUGGGGCACCCUGGACUCUUCGUCAGCGUCCUCUCACUAUUGAGUUAUCCUCUUUCGCGUGGAUCAGUGCACAUCCAAUCUGCCGAUCCGAAGGCUGCACCGCUUAUUGAUCAGGCUAUCCUCCGUCAUCCGGUUGAUCAGGAAAUGCAUGCUCGUCAUAGCAUGUGGAUGGACACUAAGAUUGUUGAGUCGGAGGCUUUUGGAUCCCUGCUGAAGAAGGGUGGUGAGCGUCUGCACACACCCGAGCGCCUUACAGAUUUGGAGAAGGCGAAGGAUAUUUGCAAGGAGCUUGUACUUUCCAUGUACCACGUUGCUGGCUCGUGUGCUAUGAUGCCGCGUGAAGAUGGAGGCGUUGUGGAUCCCCAGUUGAAGGUUUAUGGCACCACUAAUCUUCGUGUUGUGGAUGCUAGCAUCUUCCCCAUUGAGCCUAGGGGCAAUAUUCAGGCGACUGUGUUUGCGGUUGCCGAGAAGGCUGCUGACAUUAUUAAGCAGCAGCUGUAG